AUGAAGCUCGAGGUACUUCUUGUAGUUAUGCUUGUUACGCUUGCUGUGAAUGUGGAAGCGAAAAGGAAGAAAAGAAAAGGAAAUUCUGCAUCAGUGACAUGUAAGAAAACAGACAUAGAAAAAAUCGUGACAAAACUAAACGAGCUUAAGACUGAAACCCAGAACUGCAGCACAGGAAACGGAGAAGAUGUCUCUUUAAAUGUUGACAUAGCAAACGAUGUGACAAAGGCCAAGGCGACAAUUGAUGAAGUAAAGACGGGUGUUGAUGAGAUAACUGGUGGAAUAUCUACGAUUAAAGAUCUUUUGAAAGAGAUGCAGAGUUCUAAAUGUGAAUCACGAGGUGAACAAACAGAUGAAUGUGUUGGUGAAUUUUUGAUUUCUGGACCAAAUCACAGAGUCAAUGACAGUGGUUUGACAGCCUCGACUGAAUGGGAUGGUUACCAUGGACCAAGUAGGGCAAGACUUGGCACACAAGAAGAACUUCCAUUUCCCGGAUCAUGGUCCCCAUUAACGCUUGAUGCGAAUCCAUGGAUUCAAGCAGAUUUGGGGAAAUUGAUGCAGGUGAAUGGUGUUGUUACACAGGGUAGAGCGGCUCAUGCCCAGUGGGUGACGUCCUAUAACGUUUCCUACAGCGAAGCUGGCAGUUCAUUUGAGUUCAUAGAGAAGGAUGGGAAUCAGAUCUUCAAUGGUAACAGUGACAUGUACACUCCUGUUCUCAACUCGUUCAAACCUGUGCAAGCAAGGUACAUCCGCAUCAGCCCUAUGACAUGGAACAACCACAUUUCCUUGCGAUUUGAUGUGAUUGGAUGCGAUGAUUAACAAACUUUAUCUUCCACAGUCCAGUAAUGUGAUUCCAUUCCACCUUCUCUUGAUUAUGGCAUAUCAAUCACAGUGACAGGCAACCGACUAGUGUUGUUUCUCAUGAAUCAUCAUUACGGGACCAGAAUAUUUUAAUAAUUACGGUUGCACCAUUUUGAAAACAAUACACAUGGACAUAACGGAGUCUUAUAUCUUUAAUUGUUCUAAUGAACAAAAUUAUUACAAGUUCAUCGUUCAAAUGUAAUUUUAAGUGACAUAAUACAAUAUGUGGAAAUAAAACUAAAUUGUUGUGUUACACUGUUCCUCGGUGAAUGUGUUUCCAAUAUGUAAGGA
Messenger RNA from Owenia fusiformis, 1152 nucleotides. NCBI's taxonomy places the organism in Eukaryota, Metazoa, Annelida, Polychaeta, Sabellida, Oweniidae. The record is from the annotation of a GenBank genome assembly.